This is a messenger RNA of Conger conger (European conger), 4174 nucleotides long. RefSeq names its product sodium-coupled neutral amino acid transporter 3-like. Gene Ontology annotation, molecular function: L-glutamine transmembrane transporter activity; glycine transmembrane transporter activity. Bases 969 to 2420 code for a protein of 483 amino acids. Gene Ontology annotation, biological process: L-histidine transmembrane transport; glycine transport; serine transport. Lineage: Eukaryota; Metazoa; Chordata; Actinopteri; Anguilliformes; Congridae. The transcript is spliced from 16 exons. The record is from RefSeq and is a predicted model, not a curated record.
UCUUGUUUACUCUUGUGUUUGUGUACUCAUUCAUGUACUCUUGGCCAAGUUACCCAAGGGAUGUCAAUCUUUGGGGCUUUUUUUUUGUUGAUAAAACUGAAAAGAAAAAUGCAAUGCAAAGUGAAACUAUGACCGAAGGGACCGUCACAGGGCUGCCAAAAUGACACUUCUACAUAUAAAGCGAUGUCUCACACAACAUGGAGACAUUUACAGAGGAAACAUAUAUGGGAGUCAGUAGAUAUAAGAUUUAAAAAGUAUGUAUCACAGGGAAAAGUUGUGAAAACUUAUUUAGAAAUAAGUACAGUGCCUCUUCAGUAUGUCCCAUCCAGACACUUGGCACCAGCACUCAACAGCACUUGGCACCAGACUCACUGCUUGAUGUAUAUUCAAUGUUGCUAUAUGAUUAGGAAUGAAACACUUUUUCAUGUUUUCAUUUUUCUGUGAUGAAUUAAAUUGGGCCAGAAGGCAAAAUGUGUCUUGAUAACAAACCAACGGAAGCUGAAUAUAUGACUCAUUUGGAAGGCGCCAAUUCGAACUUCUGCUGUGACGUCAACAGAUACUACACUUGUACGCUACUGUUCCUGGGAAGAAAGAAUGCCAUAGAGCUGGUUGUGAGAUAAGUGAAUAUAGGGUGUGUACAGCCACAUAUGCACUUAUCUAAGUGAGCCAGGCUUUGCCUUCAUGGCAGGAGAAAUUAGUGUCUGCUUUCUCCAAACUGUUUGUGUAGCCGACUCCCAUCUGCUAUUGUUUGCAUAAGAUCGCCUCCAGCUUCCCUGUUUUACCAUCACAAUGGGAGCUGGCAUUUCAGAGAGAGUCAAAAGUGAAACCGUGUCAUACCCUACAGGAAACACAGUGCACAAUUAACUCGGACUCACAGAGGACGUCCUGAGCAGUGUGGAAGUCAACCUGCAGAAAGAAAGUGAAGCUCCAUCCCACAUCUCUGUUCACUCACCUCUCUGUAAAGCAGCAUGGAGUUGGAGAAACUAGCCAAUGGGAACCACCAUGAACGGAGUACAGAGAAGAUUAUUCUGGAGGAUGGGUUUGAUGGGGUUGAAAAUAUCGCGGCGGAACGUGAUGAGUUCAUACCUCACAGUCCUGAUGGGAAGAAACAGUCACAAUUCACUGACUUUGUGGGAAAGACCUCAUUUGGGAUGUCUGUCUUCAACCUCAGCAAUGCCAUCAUGGGGAGUGGAAUUCUGGGAUUGGCAUUUGCCAUGUCAAACACUGGCAUCGUCCUCUUCCUAUUCCUCUUGACGUUCAUCGCCAUUCUGUCGGCGUACUCCAUCCACCUCCUGCUGACGAGUGCGGGUGUUGUGGGAAACCGUGCAUAUGAGCAGCUGGGGAACCGGGCUUUUGGCCAACCAGGCAAAGUGCUGGCAGGGGUAGUAAUCACCAUACACAAUAUUGGUGCGAUGUCCAGCUAUCUCUUCAUUGUGAAAUAUGAGCUGCCCCUGGUCAUCCAGGCCUUCCUCGGGAAGGACACCAGCCCUGGAGUGUGGUACUUGGAGGGGAAUUACCUGAUCAUCAUUGUCAGCCUCUGUGUCAUCCUCCCCCUGGCACUAAUGCGACAGCUUGGUUACCUGGGGUACACCAGUGGCUUUUCUCUCACCUGCAUGGUGUUCUUCCUCAUCUCGGUGAUCUACAAGAAGUACAACAUUCCAUGUCCGUUAGAGACAAGUGCCCCAGAUUACCACAACUUCACGACACCACCAUCCACAGAGGAAGAAGCCUGUGAGGCUAAACUUUUCACCAUUAACCAGCAGACUGCAUACACUAUCCCCAUCCUGGCCUUUGCAUUUGUUUGCCACCCAGAGGUCCUGCCCAUCUAUACUGAGCUACGCAACCCCACCAAGAAACGCAUGCAGAACGUGGCCAACAUCUCCAUACUCGCCAUGUUUGUCAUGUACCUGCUCACCGCUGUCUUUGGCUACCUCACCUUCUAUGGGCAGGUGGAGGCGGAGCUCUUGCAUACCUACAGUAAGGCGGGCGAUGACACGCUGGUGCUCUGUGUUCGUCUCGCUGUGCUGGUGGCCGUCAUCCUCACCGUACCCGUCGUUCUGUUCCCGAUCCGGAGGGCGGUUCUGCAGCUGCUGUUCCCAGAUAAGCCCUUCCACUGGGCUCGUCACAUUUGCAUCGCCAUCGUGCUGCUAUUCAUCGUCAACCUGCUCGUCAUCUUCGUGCCCAACAUACGCGACAUCUUCGGCAUCAUCGGAGCCACUUCUGCUCCCUCCCUGAUCUUCAUCCUUCCUGGAAUAUUCUACCUUCGCAUCGUCCCCGUCACGGUGGAGCCCUUGAAAUCCCGGCCAAAGAUUCAGGCCGCCUGCUUCGCCGCGCUGGGUUUUGCGUUCAUGGUGAUGAGCCUGUCCUUCAUCGUGCUGGACUGGGUUUCCGGAGAGAGCAGGAGCGGGGGUGGCCACUAACGCCGGUCCACCAGUCCAUGCGCCAAACGGAACAGGACAUUGACUCUCAAUCCAGCAUCUGCACCCCUGCCCACUGCCCCUCAACACACAUACACACCGACCUACCCGGUCCAGUAAACCGCCAAUGUAAGACUGACUCUGCCCCCACACAGAACCGAUAGACCCUACUCUCUUUCUCAUGACCAUUGUUUUCCCCUCAUUCAAGUUACUUUCUUUUACUGUAUUGUUUAUAUGAAUAAUGACCAUCCUGUCUCCAUGGAAUCUGCAGUUCUUGUAAUGUGCAGCUCAGUAAGAGAAUAUACCCAUUCCAGUGUAUUCUCCUCCAUCAUUUUACUUGAAAUGGACGUAUGCAAAUUACUGUCAGCUGACAAGUGUGGUUGUCAGUAAAAUAGAAAUUAGGUUGUUGUUUUUUUGGGGGGGUUUUUUUAAGAUCAUACAUAUAUUUUAUCCUUUAACUUGAAAUGGAUUUUUAAAAAAGAUUUUAUUCCAAUUAUAUUUAUAUUUUGCAAAAAAAUGUGAAAUUAUUUACAUUUCUCAAUCUCCCUUCUGCAAAACAAAAAGAAAACAUUAGUUGUCAGUGCCAUUUAUUGGAUUACAAUGUGUAUACAAACAUAUCAGAAUCGAAAAACUGUAAGUGUUGUUUGUUAUACCUGUAGGGUGGUUUACCAGAAAGCGAUACAUUCAGUCUUCAGAAUGUAAUUAGUCAGCUCUGAGCCAGCUGAUGGUUUACAAUUUCUAUUGGUCGAUCCCCAUGCAGACUGUGACCAAAAAUUGUAUGAACCUGAUGAAGUAUUUGUGUAUUUGUUGUAAUGCUUUAUAAUGAGUAUCAAGGAGCUUUCCAUACCCACCGGUCAGUGUGUUGGCUUCAGCUAUUCCAUCAGUAGCUGUUUCCAUUAGAAUUUCAAAGGUUAAAUACGAAAGCUUAUAGCUGUGUGGGAAAACAACCAGCUAGAAAGAAUUCCAAACUGCUGGGUUCUGUACAGAUAUUUUCCGUUUUUUCUAAAUUGUUGAAUUAGUUAAAACAAUGAGGCACUUGUGUUUUUAACACUGCUAACUUUAAUUUCAAGGUGCACUUCGCCUGUUUCCAGCAGGCAAGGUGGACUAAAUUAUGAAACUACAGUCAUACUACUCACAUGAAAUAAAGCCCAUGGAAGUGUAGCUGCUUUCUUUUCCCAAAAUGUCUCCCUGGACUAUCUGUUGUUCAUCAGAGUGUCACUCCCUUACCUUUUGUUAUCAGAGAGCCAAAGAAAAAAGGGCCAAUUUUACACCAUCAGAAAUGACCGUGGAGUAAGACCAUAGGCCAUAUUUUGAUGUGUUCUUAUAUCUUUAAUUUGAAGAUUAUAGGUUUAAAGAUUUUUGCUGUUCACAUGAAGUUAUUUUGUAUAGUAUUUUUGUCAGAGAAAAAGGCAUGACAAUUGAGUCUUUUUAAAUAAUACGGCCAUACAAGUGUUUAUAUUUGUAUGUGUGUGUGUACAUGUGUGUUUAUAUUUCAAGACAAAAGAGUUUAAAUGCAGAAAGUAUUGUAAGUAUGUUCCUAUUUGACCAAACCAGGAACAUGUUGGUGAGCAUUUGAACAGCUGAAUGCUCCAUUUUGAGCUGAAUGCUCCAAGUGAGUUCCUGGGGGAUACUGGCACCAAAAUAUGAAUCAGUCCCAUUUUCUGGUCAGUUGUAAAAAAAAAAAAAAAAGAAAGUAUUUGUCAUGGUUCAAGGUUGUACUCUUUUUAAAUAAAAAUGAAAAACGUUAAUACAUUUAA